Penicillium chermesinum is the source of this 1788-nucleotide messenger RNA. RefSeq names its product multicopper oxidase. Gene Ontology annotation, molecular function: copper ion binding; oxidoreductase activity. Lineage: Eukaryota; Fungi; Ascomycota; Eurotiomycetes; Eurotiales; Aspergillaceae. Bases 1 to 1788 code for a protein of 595 amino acids. The transcript is spliced from 6 exons. The record is from RefSeq and is a predicted model, not a curated record.
AUGUGGAGUUUUCUAUUACUCUGGUUGGCUGUUGUCGUGUGCUUAGCCGUCGCUAAAGAUGUGUCGUUCACAAUCAACCUAACGUGGGACUAUGGCUCCCCGGACGGCUUCCGCAGAAAGAUGAUUCUCAUAAACGGCACCUCGCCCGGUCCAGCUCUCCUCCUAGACCAAGGAGACAACGUGAAGUUCCUCGUCCACAACAAUCUGCCAAGCAACACCACCAUCCACUUCCACGGCAUCACUCAACUCAGGACACCUUGGUCUGAUGGCGUUCCCGGGAUUUCGCAAAAGCCAAUUCUGCCCGGGGAGUCAUUCCUCUAUCAGUGGACGGCUGAUGACUAUGGCACGUACUGGUACCAUGGCCACUACCUCUCUGACAUUAGCGAUGGUCUGAUGGGCCCGAUACACGUCAAUCCUAGCCCCCAGCAGCCCUUGCCAUACAGCCUCAUCAACUCGUCGCAGGCCGAAGUCGCGGCAAUGGCAAAGGCAGCGGCUAAUCCCCAGCUCGUCAUGAUUUCAGACUGGAGUCAUCUGGACUCAGCGGCCGUGUUCCAGGCAGAGAUUGAUGCUAACCUGGACUUGUACUGCACAAACUCGAUCCUGAUCAAUGGACGAGGCAAGGUGAGCUGUCUGCCCAUAUCCACGUACAUGUCGCUCGCAGCGCCCUCCACCCUACAAGCCCUGAACGGGCGAAACAUUACCGCGCAAGGUUGCUCGCCUCCUGGGAUUGCCGAGAUUGAGGGCAACUUCCAGUUCAACCUGAGUGCAUUGCCACCGGUGCUGGCGUACUCGUGCGAGGCUACCAACACCACGCCGUCCGUCUUCUAUGUCAGCAGGACCGACCGUUGGGUCAGUCUCAACUUCAUCCUCGGCGCUUCUGUGCAGACCCCGAUGGUCUCUAUCGAUGACCAUGACAUGUGGAUCUACGCUGCAGACGGCCAGUUUAUACAACCGCAGCGCGUCGACGGGGUGCUCAUCUUUAGCGCGCAGCGCUACUCGGCCCUCGUCAGACUCAAAGACAAGCCCAGCUACGACGCCUAUACCGUGCGCUUCUCCAAUAUUGAUACCAUCGCGCCUGACUCGCACGCCCUCUUCAACCAGGCUGGCAGCGCGACCAAUAGCUCAGUCGUCACCCUUGACAUGAGUUCGCUCGCACCAUAUCCCGCUAUCAAGCCCGCACAGGACGUAGAUGCGACGCACAUAUACAAGGCUGGCCGCGAUGGCGCCGCCUGGAACUGGACCCUGAGCGCAAGUCCAAUUCCCCUCCCUUCCGCCCUUCUCGGAAACAUGUCGUACCCAAUGUCUAUGACGGAGGACUAUCCCCUCCUCUUUGAUCCCAACAGCACUGCCGCUGUCAACCCCAAUCUCACAAUCCGCACCCUCAAUGGAACUUGGGUGGACAUUAUCGUUCUCACUGAUCCCGGUAGCCAGAACCCCACGCAGCCGCCACACUCGUUCCACAAGCAUAGCAACAAGUUCUUCAUAAUCGGCAGCGGUACAGGUGCUUUCAACUACACCUCCGUCAAGGAGGCUAUGCAAGAGCAGCCGGAGUCCUUCAAUCUCGACAACCCCCCCCUUUCGCGACAGUUUCGUGUCAAGUGCCCGCCGGGCAUGCCAACCUGGAUCGUGAUUCGCUACCAGAGCAUGAAUCCUGGAGCCUUCAUCCUGCACUGCCACAUCCAGCCUCAUUUCGCGGGUGGCAUGGCUAUGGCAAUGCUCGAUGGCGUGGACAAGUGGCCCGCAAUCCCGGCAGCGUACCGUACGAAUGGUGGCGCCACCGGCAUGUAG